Messenger RNA from Dipodomys ordii (Ord's kangaroo rat), 2385 nucleotides. It is a transcript of the gene Mtrr, whose product is annotated as 5-methyltetrahydrofolate-homocysteine methyltransferase reductase. The transcript has 15 exons. The coding region runs from base 149 to 2227 and encodes 692 amino acids. Lineage: Eukaryota; Metazoa; Chordata; Mammalia; Rodentia; Heteromyidae. Gene Ontology annotation, cellular component: cytosol. Gene Ontology annotation, molecular function: [methionine synthase] reductase (NADPH) activity; flavin adenine dinucleotide binding; FMN binding. Gene Ontology annotation, biological process: homocysteine metabolic process. The record is from RefSeq and is a predicted model, not a curated record.
CUUGGAGUGGUUUGGGGGAGAACCGGACCACGCCGCUCGGGUAGGAGAGGACGGUGCGGCGGUCCCGGAUCAAGCCUGACGGAGAAGCGGACCGGAUCGGUGCGGGAGCUGAUUUGCGCGUGUUAGUCACAGUCUAUGCCUUGAAAUAAUGAGAAGAUUUUUGUUACUAUACGCCACCCAGAAAGGACAGGCAAAGGCUAUAGCUGAAGAAAUACACGAGCAAGCUGCAGCCCAUGGAUUUUCUGCCGAUCUUCACUGUAUUAGUGAAUCGGACGAGUAUGAUCUGAACACGGAAACUGCCCCUGUGGUGGUGGUUGUCUCUACCACAGGCACUGGGGAUCCUCCUGACACAGCCCGGAAGUUUGUGAAAGACAUACAUGACAAGACACUCCCCGCUGACUUCUUUGCUCACCUGCGGUAUGGAUUAUUGGGUUUGGGUGAUUCCGAAUACACAUACUUUUGUAAUGGAGGGAAAGUAAUUGAUAAGCGACUUCAGGAGCUUGGAGCCCGACAUUUCUAUGACACUGGACAUGCAGAUGACUGUGUGGGUUUAGAACUUGUGGUUGAGCCGUGGAUUGCUGGGCUCUGGACUGCCCUCACAAAGCAUUUUAAGUCCAGUGGAGGACAGGAGGAGAUGAAUGGCGCUCUUCCAAGUGCAUCAAAUACUUUGUUGAAGCCAGAGAUGUUACACAUGGAGUCACAGAUUGAGCUACUGCGAUUGGAUGACUCAAGAGGAAGGGACUCUGAGGUUUUGGAGCAAGGUGAAGUGAACAGAAGUGACUCCAGUACUUCAGUCAAAGAGUUGGAACCUUCCCUUGUGCGCUCUAUACCUCCACUCUCGCAAGCCUCUCUGAGUAUUCCUGCCUUACCCCCAGAGUAUCUGCAGGUGCAUCUGCGGGAGUCUCUGGGUCAGGAGGAAAGCCAAGAAUCUGUGACUUCCUUGGAUCCCGUUUUUCAAGUUCCAAUCUCAAAAGCCAUUCAGCUUACUGCAGAUGAUGCCAUAAAAACCACUCUCCUGCUGGAAUUGGAUAUUUCAACAACAGGAUUUUCCUAUCAGCCUGGAGAUGCUUUCAAUGUCAUCUGUCCGAACAGUGAUUCCGAGGUACACAGCCUUCUCCAAAGACUGCAGCUUGCUGACCAGCGGGAGCACCGGGUUUUCCUGGAAAUCAAGGCAGACACAAAGAAGAAAGGCGCUGUCUUACCCCAGCAUGUACCUGAGGGGCGUUCUCUUCAGUUCAUUCUCACCUGGUGUCUUGAAAUACGAUCUAUUCCUAAAAAGGCAUUCGUGCGAGCCCUGGCAGACUACACCAGUGACAGUGCUGAGAAGCGGAGGCUGCAGGAGCUGUGCAGCAAACAGGGAGCCUCGGACUACGCCCUGUAUGUACGCGAUGCCGCUGCCUGCCUGUUGGACCUCCUCCUUGCCUUCCCGUCCUGCCAUCCGCCGCUCGGCCUCCUGCUCGAACAUCUUCCUAAACUCCAGCCUAGACCAUAUUCAUGUGCAAGCUCCGGCUUAUGUCAUCCAGACAAGCUACGUUUUGUUUUCAACAUUGUGGAGUUUCCCAAGUCGGAGGCGGUGGUCCUCCGGAGGGGCGUGUGCACAGGCUGGCUGGCCACGUUGGCCGACCCCCUUCUUCAGCCAAACACAGAGGCAUCGCAAGCGGACAACAGAGAAGAUUGGGCUCCAAAGGUAUCCAUCUCUCCUCGAGCAGUAAAUUCUUUCCACUUACCCAGUGACCAUUCAGCCCCUGUCAUCAUGGUGGGUCCGGGAACCGGCAUAGCUCCCUUCAUUGGUUUCCUGCAACACAGAGAGAAACUCCAAGAACAGCACCCGGAUGGAAGUUUUGGAGCAAUGUGGUUGUUUUUUGGCUGCAGACAUAAGGACAGGGACUAUUUGUUCAGAGAGGAGCUCCAGCAUUUCCUUGCGCGUGGGAUCUUGACUCACCUGAAGGUCUCCUUCUCGAGAGAGACCCCUGUGGGGGAGGCGGCGGCCCUGGCCAAGUACGUGCAGGACAAUCUCCAGCUCCACAGCCAGGAGCUGGCCCGGCUCCUCCUGGAGGAGGACGGCUGCAUCUAUGUGUGCGGAGAUGCUAAAAAUAUGGCCAAGGAUGUAAAUGAUGCACUUGCAGAAAUAAUAAGUAGAGAGGCUGGCGUUGACAAACUCGAAGCAAUGAAAACAUUGGCUACUUUAAAAGAAGAAAAACGAUAUCUUCAGGAUAUUUGGUCCUAAAACUGGAUACCAAUGGAGGAGAAUGAAGAAGUUAUGGCUGAAGGUAUUGGAGGAUAAUGAAGCUGGACACUUAACUUUUGGGGGUGGUGCUGGUCCUGGGGUUUGGACCCUGGGUCUAGGCACUGUCCUGAGCUUUUUUACACAAAGCUAAUGCUCUA